Molecule: messenger RNA, 1804 nt
Organism: Nasonia vitripennis (jewel wasp)
Lineage: Eukaryota; Metazoa; Arthropoda; Insecta; Hymenoptera; Pteromalidae
Gene: Fer1HCH
Product: ferritin
Exons: 4
Coding region: 123-719 (198 amino acids)
Biological process (GO): intracellular iron ion homeostasis; iron ion transport
Cellular component (GO): cytoplasm
Molecular function (GO): ferric iron binding; ferrous iron binding
Source: RefSeq, a predicted model, not a curated record
UAAGAACGUAUACCACCAAAAAACUUAUAAUAAUUUUGCUGAGGUACAGUCUUAGCAACCGUGCUAAGUAUUAUUUAUAGUGUAAACUUAUCUAUUCUGCAGCUUAUGCACCUUCUUAUACAAUGGAUGAUAUUAUGAAAUGCCACGUUGCACCAGCUGAUGUUCCACAAGCAUGGAAGGACAUGGUCAGUCCUUGCAUAAAGAUCCUCGAGGCUCAAGUUAAAACUGAAAUCGAGGCUGCCAUGACUUACCUUGCUAUGGGCGCACAUUUCGCACGAGACUCGGUGAACCGACCUGGUUUUAGCAAACUCUUCAUCGAGAGCGCAGGCGAGGAACGUGAACACGCAAUUAAGAUCAUCGAGUACUUGCUGAUGCGUGGAGAGUUGGUCAGCGACGUCAGCAAGCUUCUCAAGUUCCCGCUCAAGCCCAUCCGUGAGGAAUGGAACAGCGGUGUCGAAGCUCUCACCGACGCCCUCAACCUCGAAUCCCAAGUCACCCGCAGCAUUCGGGACAUCAUCAUGACCUGCGAGUCACCUAAGGACAUUCCUUUCAACGAUUAUCACUUGGUAGAUUACCUUACCGCAGACUUCCUGGAUGAGCAGUACAAGGGCCAGCGGGAUCUUGCUGGAAAGAUCUCGACCUUGGGCAAGAUGAUGGCUUCACAUGGAGCUUUGGGAGAGUUCUUGUUUGACAAGAAGCUUCUGAAGAAUGAAGUUUAAGAAGUGCUGUUUAAUAUUUAAGAUACAAAAGAACAAAUUAUACAAUAUGUAAUUAUUUAGUUAAGGUAUAGAAAAACACCUACUUUUGUGAACAAAAGAUAUACUCUUAUUUUUCAUUUUUUGGAUUUUUUUUUUACAAACGGCGUUAUGUGUCCAUAAUCUGGCCAGCAUAUACUGCAUAAGGAUAAGUCGGUUAUUGUAUAAAGAACGUUUUAUAUAUAGUUUGUUAUUCUAUAAUGAACGUGUUAUCUAUACCAAUUAUGUGAAUAAAAUAUUUCAAGAAUUAUAUAAUAAAAUAAAAUUGUAUUGUUGAAUUUAUUUUCCCUAUAUUUUCGAUUACAAAAGGAAGAUUAAUAAUACCAUUAGACUUUUCAUUGUUAUACUGUAACAGUUAUAGUUUUAUUAUGCAGACUCGCCGAUAAUUUUUCAUAAUCAGAUUAGUUUUACAAAACAGUUUCACAUUCAUACCAUACUGUACAUCUUUUUUUUACUGCUUACAAGCUCAAAUGAUGUCACCUUGGAAUCGUUUAUGUGUCAAUAAACGCUUGCGUUGCUUUACAUUUUACAAUAGUCAAUUUUGUUCAAUCGAGAACUUCAUCUUCAUACAUUUUACAAUUUUGUCUGUAAUUAUUUCAAUCAACGUCGAAAAUUCAGCCACUCACAUGAAAAAUGUGUAAAAUUAUAGAAAUUCAUUUUUUUCGUAUAUAUUUUUCAGCAAGUCUAAUAGUUUUUAAUUUAACUCUAUUGUAUCCGUGACAAAAUUAUAUAGUACUUUAAUAUACUUUCAGACAUUUUCCGAAAAAUAAAAAACUUAUAGCAAAUUAUAUUUUAUAGUUGAAGCAUAGAUCAUAUCUUAGAUAGUAUUUUUUUUUUAUCGCAUAGAUAAUAUCGAGCGCCCUUGAUACUUUCUGCACAAUCAUUAUAUCUGUCCUUAAAAUCACAUAUAUAGAGCCGAUCAAUGGAUCAGAACAAUGCAUAAAACUUAUUGUAAAUCCGUUUUUACAGAAUUUUGACAAUUUUAUUUAUACGUUUGAAAAUUGUUGUGUUGUCAGUUGGACCCGGCUUUGAGUUUAAUCACAAAAACG